AUGCCUGCGACCGACACCUCGGGCAAGUCCACAGAACCCUUAGUCUGGGUCAUCAUUCCGCUCAUUGCCGUCUUCUCCGUCGGCACUUUUGUUCUCUUCAUCUGGAACCGUCAAAGAAAAAGGUCGAGCCUCAAUCGUAACGAGCUGCCGGAAGAUAGAGUCCUCGUGGGCAGCUCCUAUAUCAGAUGCAGGCGGGGCAUGAGGUGGUCUCCAUGGUCAGAGACACGGUCAGUGGAAGGCUUGAAUGAGCUGGGCGAGGCUCCUCCGCCGUACGAUUCGAAGAAGCCUCCCGCUAUACACGAUCAGCUUGCUGAGAGGCGCGAGGAGACCGGCCAAGAGGGUUCGGAGCUGCGGGAUCUGGAGACUGGCCGACGACCGCCGGCGUAUCCUGCUCCACCGCAGCCAGUAGCUACGAGAGACCGGAGAACCUCGUGA
Metarhizium album ARSEF 1941 is the source of this 435-nucleotide messenger RNA. RefSeq lists its product as uncharacterized. NCBI's taxonomy places the organism in Eukaryota, Fungi, Ascomycota, Sordariomycetes, Hypocreales, Clavicipitaceae. Bases 1 to 435 code for a protein of 144 amino acids. The transcript has a single exon. The record is from RefSeq and is a predicted model, not a curated record.